Staurois parvus is the source of this 611-nucleotide messenger RNA. The record is from the annotation of a GenBank genome assembly. NCBI's taxonomy places the organism in Eukaryota, Metazoa, Chordata, Amphibia, Anura, Ranidae.
UUACUGACAGUUCAGUUAGCCAAAAUUACCAUUUUUAGUUCAAGGCACCCUUUAAAAUUAUGGACAGUCCCGAGGCACCCUUUAAAAUUAUGGACAGUCCCGAGGCACCCUUUAAAAUUAUGGACAGUCCCGAGGCACCUUUUAAAAUUAUGGACAGUCCGAGGCAGGCACCCUUUAAAAUUAUGGACAGUCCCGAGGCACCCUUUAAAAUUAUGGACAGUCCCGAGGCACCCUUUAAAAUUAUGGACAGUCCCGAGGCACCCUUUAAAAUUAUGGAGUCCCGAGCACCCUUUAAAAUUAUGGACAGUCCCGAGGCACCCUUUAAAAUUAUGGACAGUCCCGAGGCACCCUUUAAAAUUAUGGACAGUCCCGAGGCACCCUUUAAAAUUAUGGACAGUCCCGAGGCACCCUUUAAAAUUAUGGACAGUCCCGAGGCACCCUUUAAAAUUAUGGACAGUCCCGAGGCACCCUUUAAAAUUAUGGACAGUCCCGAGGCACCCUUUAAAAUUAUGGACAGUUCCGAGGCACCUUUAAAAUUAUGGACAGUCCCGAGGCGAGGCACCCUUUAAAAUUAUGGACAGUCCCGAGGCACCCUUUAAAAUUAUGACAGU